This is a messenger RNA of Hydatigera taeniaeformis, 2103 nucleotides long. Lineage: Eukaryota; Metazoa; Platyhelminthes; Cestoda; Cyclophyllidea; Taeniidae. The record is from the annotation of a GenBank genome assembly.
AUGCGUUCGAGUCAAUCAAGGGAAGCUCUGCCUUUCUCGAAUUCCACUUGCGUGUCUCAAAACUCUCUAUUCCUGUCUGACACUGCUCUUUCCUUAAGUCGGUCUUUGAAGUCACUCAGCGGUCUCGGUCAACCAAAAUCGGCCGUUCAGCGUCUCAGUUCUUGUAUUGGAAAUCUCGCCGACGCUAUUGGAAUGAUUAUAAGUUUCAGGGACGAUGCCUACGCUGCAUCAGCCAGUGUCCCAAAAUUAGCGCGUCUUCUUGACUCAACUUCUACCCCGGAGAAUCAGUACAACGCAUGCGUUAUCUUGCACAAACUUUCCGAAAAAGAGGCGUCUCGAAAUAGUUUAGCUUAUUAUCCCCAGAUAAUUGAGAGGCUGGUUCGUUUACUUCAAACAACACAGGAUAUCAACACACAAACAGAGGCAGUGUUGGCACUGCGCAAACUUUGCCAUGCUAAGCCGGCUAUCUCUGCAGUGCGUGGUGUUCUCUCAAUCUCCAAUCUUGUAGAGUUAUUAAGUCAUCCUACGGAGACCAUUUUUCUUACCGCCCUCUCCAUCCUGCAUCGGCAGAUGCUUUUUCUGCCGGAUACAACGCGGGCCGAGGUAAAGGAGUGUGGCGGACCCGUCCAGCUAGCUAGCCUUCUCACUCCCGAGAAGAUUGCUGAUCCCGCCUGGCUGACAAUUUGUGCUGACGCAAUCCGCAUGACUGCCUACGAGGACGCUGAAAUCAAGCUCAUUCUAUUGGAUUGCGACAUUGCGGAAAAAGUUGUCUACCUCUUGAAUGCGGGCCCAAAAAAUGAGAAACUGCAACACGCGCUUGCGCGACUCGUCAAAGUACUUAGCGUUUCAACGGAAUGCAAACAAGGACUAGUGGAAGCUGGCGCCGUUCAGGCGCUGACUCAACUCCUCAACUCUAAGCACAAUUCACUUGUUCUGGAAACACUCUGGGGUCUGCGAAAUCUGAGUGAUCAAGCCUUUCAUUUGACCGAUACCACAGAUCUUUUGAAGCUUCUUGCAUCCCUGGUCUCUUCAUCUGUCGAACAUAUUGCGAUUUGUUCAAUUGGGUGUCUAUGUAACCUCACUUGUCAGAAUGCCACCAAUAAGGCUACCCUUAUCGAGGCAGAUGGUGUUCGUGCGCUCUGUGGUUGUCUAACGGCCUUCUUAAACCGCGAUGAGGUCACUGAGCCCAUCUGUUCUGCACUGCGGAACCUAACUCAUCAAAAUGAACACGCAUCGCUUGCUAUACGUCAGAUUCACGAUUUUGGUGUUCUGAAGACGAUUGUUGGUCUUUUGAAAUCCGAUCAAUUUCCAGAACAAUUACCUCUUGUCAAAGCAGUCAUUGGUCUUAUUCGCAAUCUCGGAUUGUCAAAGCCUUGCCGACGUGCUUUGCAUCAACUUGGAACGACAGACCGUCUAAUCGCACUGUUUCGACGUGCCACAAGCGCCUAUGAGGAUGUCAUCCGACAGCGCUCCUCUGUUCUCUCUGAGUCCUCCGAUCUGGAUUACAUCGAAGGUGUUAAAUUAGAAGACCUUGUCGAACUGCUUCUUGUUGCUUUGCAGUCGAUGGCACAGCACUCGGCUGCUCGAGCAGCCAUCAUUGAAGCGCCUGAUGGUGUUUUCGCCAGUUUUGUUCAGUAUUUGUAUAGUAGCUCGGAGUACCUCCAGCAGGCAUCACUAAGUUUGUUAAAUGAGGUCUCCGUCUGUCCUGAAGGCAGUCAAGCUAUUGAGAGAGGGGGCGCAAUCGCGAGGAUCACCGAGUUAGUGCAUUCAUCGGAUCCAAAAACAGCCACCUACAGUGCUUCAAUCCUACACCACGUAGCCGCCCACUUGAAAUCAGUGGACUAUCAAUUGCGGCUUUCUCAAGAAUUGAAGAAGUCACUUCGUGAUUCUGGUGUCCUUCCUACCCAAGAGACUCCCUUUAAAGUCGCCACCAUGGAUCAACUGCCCAACGGACCGGAAGAGUUACUUCCUAAACCUCACUCUAGAGGCAAUCUCAAUGAAAUGAAUAAUGCUGAAUGUGGGCAGCGUCUAAAUAGCAGCCAUCUAUCGUUGGAUGAACCUCGAGUUUAUCUGGAGGGUCGAGAGGCCCCGCAAAUGAUUUGA